GCACUGAGGAGGCCGAGAGAUGAGGCCAGAGCCCACCAAGUUCUGGGAAGUAAGUUCAGUCACUGGGUGGUCGCUGUGGUAACGGGGGAGGAAAUUCUGUCCGUGGCUGGGCGUGUUCGUGGACAGUGGUGAUGGACUGGUAUCUGUCGGCGCCAGCGUUUGGCGAGGCCAGUGGAAUUCUUUCAGGAGCUUAGCGUGGGUCCGAUUCCUAUCGCAGGGGAACUAUAAGAGAUGCGGCUUCUACUCUUUGUCCUGCAAGUUUCCAGCGUAUCCUCUUGGAUAUUUCUUUUCAGGGUCUUUCUGACACAAGUAAGAUAACAUCUCUGCCAUGACCUUGCUCCUCUGCUUACACUGGAGUCAUCUUUCUUUUGCUUGAAGAAUAUCCGUUAGGAUUUGCUGUAAUAUGUAAUUCCUCAAGAAUAUUUUUGCUGAGUAUCCUUUAUACAUUUAUACUUAGAAUACUUUGCAAGUAUCAAGAUGUGGAUGGCGGCCAGGUGCAGUGGCUCAUGCCUGUAGUCCCAGCACUUUGGGAGGCUGAGAUGGGUGGAUCACUUGAGCUCAGGAGUUCAAGACCAGCCUGGCCAACAUGGUGAAACCCCGUUUCUACUAAAAGUACAAAAAUUAGCCGCGCAUGUGGCGUGCACCUGUAAUCCCAGCUUCUCAGGCGGCUGAAGCAGGAGAAUCGCUUGAACCCAGGAGAUGGAGGUUGCAGUGAACAGAGAUCACGCCACUGGAGUCUUACUCACUCCAGCCUGGGCAACAGACCCACAGGUGCUGAGAACAAGAGAAAUCAAGUGAAGGAAGGAGGCGGAGUUUCCAAGACUUGGGUGUCAUCAUUUCUGGGGACAUCCUUGAUUGGAGAUUGAAGUUUUUGAACCGAAAUUUAGAGCUGAUUCAGAAGAGACAAAUACAGAACGUCCAAGUUAGCAGUCAUUUCCCAAAUUUAGGAGACAAUGAUGCAGGCCCAGGAAUCCCUAACACUGGAGGAUGUGGCUGUGGACUUCACCUGGGAGGAGUGGCAGCUCCUGAGCCCUGCUCAGAAGGACCUGUACCGGGACGUGAUGUUGGAGAACUACAGCAACCUGGUGUCAGUGGGGUAUCAAGCCAGCAAACCAGAUGCAUUCUCCAAAUUGGAACGAGGAGAAGAAACUUGCACAACAGAAGAUGAAAUCUACUCUCGAAUCUGUUCUGAUUCAGGAGGUGCAUCAGGAGGUGCAUAUGCAGAAAUCAGGAAAAUUGAUGAUCCUCUGCAGCAUCACUUGCAAAAUCGAAGUAUUCAGAAGAGUGUGAAACAGUGCCAUGAACAGAAUAUGUUUGGAAAUAUUGUUAAUCAGAACAAAGGUCAUUUCCUGCUGAAGAAAGAUUGUGAUACGUUUGACUUACAUGAAGAACCUUUAAAAUCAAAUUUAAGUUUUGAAAACCAGAAAAGGAGCUCUGGCCUAAAGAACUCUGCUGCGUUUAAUAGAGAUGGGAAAUCCCUUUUUCAUGCUAACCAUAAACAAUUUUAUACUGAAAUGAAGUUUCCUGCAAUUGCAAAACCUAUUAAUAAGUCCCAGUUCAUUAAGCAACAGAGAACUCACAACAUAGAGAAUGCCCAUGUAUGCAGUGAAUGUGGGAAAGCCUUCCUCAAGUUGUCUCAGUUUAUUGAUCAUCAGAGAGUUCACACUGGAGAAAAACCUCAUGUAUGCAGUAUGUGUGGGAAAGCUUUCUCCAGAAAAUCCAGGCUAAUGGACCAUCAGAGAACUCAUACAGAACUGAAACAUUAUGAAUGCACUGAAUGUGACAAAACCUUCCUCAAGAAAUCACAGCUCAAUAUACAUCAGAAAACUCAUAUGGGAGAGAAACCUUACACAUGUAGCCAAUGUGGGAAAGCCUUCAUCAAGAAGUGUCGGCUCAUUUAUCAUCAACGAACUCAUACAGGAGAGAAACCCCAUGGAUGCAGUGUAUGUGGGAAGGCCUUCUCUACAAAGUUCAGCCUCACUACACAUCAGAAAACUCAUACAGGAGAAAAACCUUAUAUAUGUAGUGAAUGUGGAAAAGGCUUCAUUGAGAAGAGGCGUCUUAUUGCGCAUCAUCGAACUCAUACUGGUGAGAAACCCUUUAUAUGCAAUAAAUGUGGGAAAGGCUUCACCUUGAAGAACAGUCUUAUCACACAUCAGCAAACUCAUACAGAAGAGAAAUUAUAUACAUGCAGUGAAUGUGGAAAAGGCUUUUCAAUGAAGCACUGUCUCAUGGUACAUCAACGAACUCAUACUGGAGAGAAACCUUAUAAAUGCAAUGAGUGUGGAAAGGGCUUCGCUUUGAAGAGCCCACUCAUCAGACAUCAGCGAACACAUACUGGAGAGAAACCCUAUGUAUGCACCGAAUGUCGAAAAGGUUUCACCAUGAAGAGUGACCUCAUUGUACAUCAGCGAACUCAUACUGCAGAGAAGCCAUAUAUAUGCAAUGAUUGUGGAAAAGGCUUCACUGUGAAGAGCCGCCUUAUUGUGCAUCAGCGAACUCAUACUGGAGAAAAACCCUAUGUAUGUGGUGAGUGUGGAAAAGGCUUUCCAGCAAAGAUCCGGCUAAUGGGACAUCAACGAACUCAUACAGGAGAGAAACCUUAUAUUUGCAAUGAGUGUGGAAAAGCCUUCACUGAGAAGAGUCAUCUCAAUGUACAUCGGCGCACUCAUACAGGAGAGAAACCCUAUGUAUGCAGUGAAUGUGGCAAAGGCUUAACUGGGAAAAGCAUGCUCAUUGCACAUCAGCGAACUCAUACUGGGGAGAAACCUUAUAUAUGCAAUGAAUGUGGAAAGGGCUUCACCAUGAAGAGUACUCUCAGUAUACAUCAGCAAACUCAUACUGGAGAGAAGCCAUACAAAUGCAAUGAAUGUGAUAAAACCUUCAGGAAGAAGACAUGCCUCAUACAACAUCAGCGAUUUCACACAGGAAAGACUUCCUUUGCAUGUACUGAAUGUGGAAAAUUCUCUUUGCGCAAAAAUGAUCUUAUUACACAUCAGAGAAUUCACACAGGAGAGAAACCGUACAAAUGCAGUGACUGCGGGAAAGCCUUCACUACAAAAUCAGGGCUCAAUGUUCAUCAAAGAAAACAUACAGGAGAGAGGCCCUAUGGAUGUAGUGAUUGUGGGAAAUCUUUUGCACACUUGUCUAUCCUUGUUAAACACAAGAGAAUUCACAGGUAGUCAUUUUGGGAAAGCCUCUUGCCAGAUGUAGGCCCUUAAGAUAUCUGCAAAGAAGAGUAAUUUCAUGAAUGCAGACUACGUGGUUGUUUAUUUAGUGAUCAGUUACUUCAUGUUUUGUGUCAGAGAAAACAUGUACAAAACAUUUGAGAAAAUAUUUUAGGACAUUAUGUCUAAAAAUUGUAUACUGAGAAAAAUCCUAUGAAUGUGGCAGACUAUAAAAGCCUUUGGUGGGAAGAUAAACCCCCUCAGAAGUGAUCAUAGAUCAUGAAUAAACUACUAAUUCGUGGAAAUGUAAUAAUUAUAGGAACGUCUUUGCCCAAAAAUAAAACCUCAACAGAUUGAGAGAGUUCACACUGGAGAAAUACUUUCCUCUGGCAGUGAAUGUGGCAGAGUUUUCAGUAAAAUGUUUUGCCUCAUCCUGUGCUAGGAAAUAAUGCAGAAAAAAACUUAUGGAAGCAUUCAAUGUAGAAGACUUUUAGGAAAAUAUCAGAGAAUUUAAUGAAGGAAAGAAGCCUUGGCAAAAUGAUGGAUGAGAGCUUUCUGUCACAAUUCUAACCUUAACAGAUAAUAUGCCUCAUGUGCAUUUGGGAACAGGAUAGCUUGAGCCAUAUUCCUAGUUGCCUUGUCACUGAUUUUAUACAUUUCAAAUUGUGACUUCCUCUAAUCACGAACUAAAAUUUAAUAUUGUAUAUAAUACCGGAGUAUUUUAUGCCUGCCUCAUUUUAUUAUAUGAUUAGCUCCUGCAUUUCUUUGGUUCUAAGUUUGUGUUAUUUCAGAAUAGCUAAAGUACUUCAGAAUGAAACUGGAUACAGUAUAUUCAAUUCAUAAGUGUAAUUGACCAUACUUGAAUAUGUUUAAGUUUAUAAGUAACAUCAGGUGUUAUGAAAUUAAUAUAAAUAAGAUGUUUUUGUAAGUUUUUAUUUUGAAAUAAGUUUAGAUUCACAAAAUCUUACCAAAAUAUUCCAGAGUUCUUGAAUGCCCUUAACCCAGCUUCUUCCAAAGAUAACAACUUACAUAAGCAUAGUUCAUUACCAAAUACAGGAAAGUGAAAUUGUUACAAUACUGUUAACUACAGAAUUUAUUUGGAAAUCACCAGUUUUAACAUGCAUGCAUUUUUGUUUGUUUUUUAUAUGUAGCUUUAAGAAAUCUUAACACAUAUAUUGAUUCAUGUCACCACCACCGUAAUCGAGAUUCAGAAUGUUGCAUCAAUGCAAACUCCCUCAUGCUCCUUUUUUAUAGUCACAACCUCUCCUCAGCCCUAACCCUUGGCAAUCAGAAAUCUUUUCAUCUUUAGUUUUGUCAUUAGUAGCAUGUUAUAAAAAUGGAAUCAUACAGCAUGUACCCUUUUGGUAUUGGCUAUUUCAACUAAAGCAAAUUAACCUGAAAUCCAUCCAAGUUGUUCUGCGUAUCAUUGUUCUGUUUUUAUUGGCCACUAAUAAUCUAUGAUACGAAUAUACCACUAUUUGUUGAUUCACCCACUGAAGGACAUUAGUUUUGUUCCCAGUUUUUCUUACUGUUACAAAUAAAAAUCCUAUGAACAUUUGUACACACA
Pan troglodytes (chimpanzee) is the source of this 4734-nucleotide messenger RNA. RefSeq names its product zinc finger protein 615 (gene ZNF615). The transcript has 8 exons. The record is from RefSeq and is a predicted model, not a curated record. Bases 954 to 3182 code for a protein of 742 amino acids. Gene Ontology annotation, biological process: regulation of DNA-templated transcription. NCBI's taxonomy places the organism in Eukaryota, Metazoa, Chordata, Mammalia, Primates, Hominidae.